Messenger RNA from Cicer arietinum (chickpea), 1496 nucleotides. Lineage: Eukaryota; Viridiplantae; Streptophyta; Magnoliopsida; Fabales; Fabaceae. The record is from RefSeq and is a predicted model, not a curated record.
AAACGACAAAGUAGAGAACCAAAAACGACACUUCCAGUCUGAACUUCACGCAAAGUGCACUUCUCUUCCCAAAUUUUUAAUUUCUCGCCAUCUCUGGAAGAAGAAAACACCCCAAUUCUCUUCCCAAUAAUUCCUUCUUUCCCUUCUCAGAUUCCGUGAAUUUUCCUCCAGAAUCAAGAUCUGAAAGAACGUGAACCAUUGUUUGCGUUUGGGAUUGUUCGCAACAACCUUGAUUUGGGGUUUUAAAAUUGUUUUAAGCAAAUUGGGGUCUCUAAAUUUGAUUAAUUUUAUGUAAUUAAGAUUAGCGUGACUUCAAUUAUUGAGAUUUGAGUAACUGGGUCGAUGGGAGUGGGUGCUAUAGAUAAACAAGUUUUAAUUUUUAGAAUUGGGUUUUGAUUUUGGCUUUGGGAAUUUUGAAAGUUAGGUUUAGUUUGUGAAAGAGUGUUUGUUUUGUUUUGUUUUGGGUAGGAGUCAUGUUCUAUGGUGCGGUUGUAUGGGACCCUUGGCUUAUUGUUGCUCAAAUUGUUUGUCUUCAAUGUUUAUACUAUAUCACACUUGGAUUGCUCUUAACAAUUUUUGUUGGAACUCGAGUUUCGCGGUUGAGCCUUGUGUAUUUCUUUGACUACGUUACCGUUACUACGUCUACCGUUACUGGUUGGUGUGUUGUUGCUUCAUUUCUGCUCAGCUCAGCUGCAGGGGCUGUAUAUAUGUUUUAUUUGAUUGAAAGAUCAAAGAAGUGCUUGGAUUUUGCAGCCACUCUCUAUAUCAUUCAUCUUUUCAUAUGCAUUGUGUACGGGGGUUGGCCCUCGUCUUUAGCCUGGUGGAUUGUGAAUGGUACUGGAAUUGCCGUGAUGGCUUAUCUAAGUGAAUAUCUGUGUAUGAAACGCGAACUCCAGGAAAUACAAAUAAUACCACGAUAUCGUUCAAGAUUUGAAUCUCAAUUUGAUAACCAUUGGUGUAAUCUUGAGAGCUACAUGAUUAUAAGGGUAGUUGAAAGGAAGGCAAUGCUUUGGGUAAUUGUGGGGUGCUAAUGCCACAGGAUGUUUGAUUCCUGGAAAGAAGUAACUUGAGUCUUGUAUUCAAGAAAGGAAUUACACUGCAGGAGGAUAUCAACUUUUGCUUCUAUAUAUUGAAUGAUCUCAAAGAUAAAGCUCGUGUACUGCAUAGUUCUAUUAUGCCAUUCAAAGACCUUCAUUUACUUUCCUAUUCUUUAGUUGCAACAGAGUUAAAAUAUAGAUAACCGGACGGGAUUAGGUACAUAAUUUUCGAUGAAGUUCUGAAAGUGUUAUGUAGGUUAUUAUUCUCAUUCUAUUUCAGUAUUUUUUCUGUCCUUUUAGCUAUGUUUGUUUAGUUGAUUGAGCUUCUAUUCUUUGUACCUUUCUUGUGAGUUAUUGGAUCUAUUUGAAAAUCUUGGAAAUAUAUAUUAGUUCUAUGACAUUACUGAUUUACUGUUAAAGGGUUUGUUGUAUCAGAUUGGAGAAUGAAUCUCUCACUCA